GCUGCUGCUGCUGGGGUGGGUCUAGGAGAUGGUGGCGGUGUCGGCGUCAUGCAGCAGCAGCAGCAGGCGGGAGCGGUGGCGGGGUUUGCGGAGGCUGGUGUGGUUCCGGAGCUGGCACCGGCGGAGUGGCAGGAGGGCGGCGUGAUGGUGGUGGCGGUGGAGGAGGAGGAGGGGCGGGCGACCUUGGACGGCAUGGAGGAGGACGACAUCAUACCCGCGCGCCGUACCGGCCGACCCGUCCGCUUCAACCCCGCACAACACGCCGCUGCUGCUGCCGCUGCCGCCGCCGCUGCUGCCGCUGCUGGCGGCAUGCCGCUGGGCAGCCUGGGCGGCGGCACCGCGGAGGGCUCCGUCGUACACCACCAGGACUACCGGGGCUGCCAGCAGCAACAUCAACAUCAACAUCAACAUCAACAUCAACACCAGCAGCCGCAGCAGCAACCGCACCUGC
Astrephomene gubernaculifera is the source of this 451-nucleotide messenger RNA. NCBI's taxonomy places the organism in Eukaryota, Viridiplantae, Chlorophyta, Chlorophyceae, Chlamydomonadales, Astrephomenaceae. The record is from the annotation of a GenBank genome assembly.